AUGUGUCUCAAACUGCCAUUGAUCGUGAAAGACCCCUACUUGCUUAAGGUCUAUUUAAGUCCAAGGAAAGAAAUUGCUGGUAGCUGUUACGGUGGGUCUGAGGCACGAGGCUCUCUGAAGGGCCCCGCACGAUUGCAAAUCCAGACCACCUUGUCGUCGGUAAAACACGUUGCCGUCCUAGCCUUCCCGUUCGGCAGCCACCCUUGGCCUCUCGCCAACCUGCUCCUCAGGCUUGCCACCGCCACCUCGGAUGUCCACUUCUCUUUCUUGAACACAGCCAAGUCCAACGGGGUCAUCUUCCCUCUGCCGUCGAGAGCCGAGCUACCCAGCAACGUUCGAGUCUAUGACGUCAGCGAUGGCUUGCAGGACGAUUGCCAGGGGGCGACGAAGCAUCCGAGAGAACACGUGGAUUUGUUCCUGAAAGCGGCGCCCGAGAGUUUUGGAGCGGCUGUUGACGUUGCAGAGCAAGAUGUGAGGAAGAAGGUGAGCUGUUUAUUGACUGACGCUUUCUUGAUUUUCGCAGGCGAAAUGGCAGAGAAGAUGCAGGUUCCCUGGGUAACUCUCUGGAUCCCCGCUCCGUAUUCGUUAGCGGCGCAUGUGUACACUGACGUCAUAAGUGAGCUCCUUCGUGAAUCCUCCGGCGGUGGCACCUCCACCGAUGACGACAAAAGCCUCAGUGCUGUCGUCAUGAACUCCUACGCGGAAGUGAACCCAACACCUCUGAUAACGGACCUGAAAUCCAAGUUCAAGAUGCUCCUCCAAGUAGGGUGCCUCACUGUGUCAUUCCCCCCGCCGCCGCUGCCAUCGGGCUCUGCCUCUGACACAACCGGUUGCUUGACGUGGCUCGAUGCCAGAGACCCUCGGUCUGUGGCGUACAUAUGCUUCGGGACGGUGGCAAUGCCAUCACCAAGUGAGAGCGGACGAGCGUACGGGAAAUUCGUCCCAUGGGCUCCACAGGGCCAGGUGUUGAGCCACCCGGCGUGUGGGGUCUAUGUGACACACUGCGGGUACAACUCGGUGUUCGAGAGCGUGGCGGGUGGCGUGCCGAUGGUAUGCAAGCCAUUUUGGGCGGACAACAUGAUGAACGGGAGGAUGAUAGAGGAAGUGUGGGGGAUUGGAGUGAAAGUAGAAGGUGGGACCAUAACGAAGAGUGGGAUGGAGAAGGCAUUGGAGGUGGUGUUGAGGGGUGAGGAUGGGAAGGAAAUGAGGAAGAAGGUUGGUGAGUUGAGGGAGAGAUUGGUGGAGGCAGCUGGACCCGAUGGGAGUGCUGAGGCCGAUUUCAAGGUCCUUGUGGAGCUCAUCUCCACUUCAUGAAGUGCAUCAUGCACUAGCUCUAAUUUGCAGCAGAUUUUAAUCAAUGUACUGAGUGAUGUGUUUCAAACUGUCA
Messenger RNA from Eucalyptus grandis, 1387 nucleotides. RefSeq names its product flavonol 3-O-glucosyltransferase F3GT2-like. Gene Ontology annotation, molecular function: UDP-glycosyltransferase activity. Lineage: Eukaryota; Viridiplantae; Streptophyta; Magnoliopsida; Myrtales; Myrtaceae. The transcript has 5 exons. Bases 1 to 1314 code for a protein of 437 amino acids. The record is from RefSeq and is a predicted model, not a curated record.